AGUUGUUGGUGCACCUGGUUGUCGGAGGGAUCGAAACUGAACGUCUAGUACAGAACUGGCAUGAAUGGAAACGGGGAAGAGAUAUAGCAUGAGUUGUCAUUGUUAGCUAGGGAAAAAAAAAGAUCUUUACAUGUGAUGUGUUGAUGUUUAGAAUAUAUUUUCAACUGAAUGAUUGAAUGAAAAAUAUUGCUGCUAAAAUAUAUGCCAAGCUCAGGUCUUUGACAGUAAAACAAAUAUUUUGCUGAAAUUGGGAAGCGGAUUGAUUGGAAGACUUAGCCGACUAGCAAGAAGGAAGAUCACUGUUAGCAAAGUUAAAGAUGCUACAAACAAUAAUUGAACUUUCUAUCGAAAAUAAGAUAUUUUAUGCCGUUCUAGUGUUUUCAUGGACAGUGUAUCUAUGGGAGGCCUAUCUAUCCCACAGACAGCGGACGAUAUACAAGUCCACUACGCAUGUUCCUGUGGAGUUGGGGAAGAUCAUGGACUUGGAAACCUUCGAGAAAUCGCGCCUAUACCAACUGGACAAAAGCAACUUCAGUUUCUGGUCUGGACUGUAUUCCGAGACAGAGGGAACGCUGAUCCUGUUGUUGGGCGGAAUCCCGUUCCUCUGGGCCGCGGCCGGAGCUGUGACGGGGCGAUUCGGACUUGGGUCUGAAUAUGAGAUCUCCCAGUCUCUGGUCUUCCUGAUGCUGGCUACACUCUUCAGUGCCUUCACUGGCCUCCCCUGGAGUAUCUACAGCACCUUCGUCAUCGAGGAGAAGCACGGCUUUAACCAGCAGACCCUGGGCUUCUUCCUGAAGGACGCGGCGAAGAAGUUUGUGGUGACGCAGUGCAUCCUGCUGCCCGUCACCGCCCUGCUCCUCUACAUCAUCAAGAUCGGCGGCGACUACUUCUUCAUCUACGCCUGGCUCUUCACCCUCGCCGUGUCUCUGGUGCUGGUGACUAUCUAUGCGGAUUACAUCGCCCCGCUCUUCGACAAGUUCACCCCACUGCCAGAGGGGGAGCUAAAGGAGGAGAUCGAGAACAUGGCCAAGUCCAUCAGCUUCCCCCUCACCAAAGUCUACGUGGUGGAAGGGUCCAAGCGGUCGUCGCACAGCAACGCCUACUUCUACGGCUUCUUCAAGAACAAGCGCAUCGUGCUGUUCGACACCCUGCUGGAGGACUACUCCCCCCUGAACAAGGCAGGGGAGGCGCAGAGCGAGCCCAGGGAGGAGGAGGAGGAGGAGGAGGAGGAGGAGGAGAGCAAGCCCAAACCCAGGCCCAAGAAUAAGAGACAGGGCUGCAGCAACACCGAGGUUCUGGCCGUUCUCGGGCACGAGCUGGGCCACUGGAAACUGGGUCACACUGUCAAGAACAUCGUCAUCAGCCAGAUGAACUCUUUCCUGUGCUUCUUCCUGUUCGCUGCCCUGAUUAGUCGGAAAGAGCUGUUCCUGGCUUUUGGUUUCCACGACAGCCAGCCCACUCUGAUUGGCCUGAUGAUCAUUUUCCAGUUCAUCUUCUCUCCCUACAACGAGCUGCUGUCGUUCUGCCUGACGAUGCUGAGCCGGCGGUUCGAGUUCCAGGCGGACGCCUUCGCCAUGGCGAUGGGCCGGGCCUCCGAGCUCUACUCCGCCCUCAUCAAGCUCAACAAGGACAACCUGGGCUUCCCGGUGGCCGAUUGGCUGUUCUCCACCUGGCACUACUCCCACCCCCCCCUGCUGGAGCGGCUGAGGGCGCUGGGCGGGACCAAACGGGACUGACGCCGCCCCCACAGGAGGCCCCGCCCCCUGUAGCCCCUCCCACCACCAGGAACUUCCCCCAUGACAUCACCUUCAUCCUCUCUCGCUCUCUCUCGCUCUCUUUCUGUCUCACUAUCUGGCUGUGUCCGCAUACUUGGCAUACUACUCCUACUAUUCACUCGUACUUCAAUGGAAAUGAGCCUGUAAUUUAGUAUGAGUGGUGUGCGGUUUCACUUCUCUCUCCAUCUCUUUCUCGCUCUCUAUCUUUCCCCCCUUUUCUCUAUCUUUGCACACUAUCUCUGUCCAUCUCUCUCUCUCUCCCUCUCCCCCCCUCCCUCUCUCCCUCACCCUCUCUCUCUCUCCCUCCAUCCCUUCCCCUCAGCUCCUCUCUCCUCUGCCACUGCAGGCUCCUGCCUUUUCUGCAGAAGGAGUUUAAGCAUGACUGAAAGCACACACAGACACACACGUACACACACACACACACACACACACACACACACAGGCGAGACCCUGCUGUGUGGGGUCCCCCCCCCCCCAGCUCCUCUCUCUGCCACUGCAGGGCUCCUGUCUUUUCUGCAGAAGGAGUUUAAGCAUGACUGAAAGCACACACAGACACACACAUGUAUACACACACACAGGCGAGACCCUGCUGUGUGGGGUCCCCCCGUCCCUCGUCCCCCCCCCCUCAGGUGAAAACCGAGCCCUUCAGGUCAGGUGACCCGCGGCAACACCAACCCGGGCCUUGAGUGUGGCGGUUCCUCGACCUACGGGAGCGGAUCCGUGUUCAGCAGGGAAUACCCCUCGUGUGUUCCCCGUACGUGUCCCCGACAGCUUUACCUUUUUACCGGGUCGUUUUUCUAUUAUUAUUAUUAUUAUUCUUAUUAUUCUUUUAAAAUUCCCACAGCCCCUGUGAUUCGGGGUAUCCGUUUCACUGGCUGUGAAGCUUAUGAAAUCGACCUGCUCGUUUUUACCCCUUUAACAUAUCAUUCCAUUACGAUCCUGCUCUCUUAACCACGGGGGGGGGGGGUCCCAAUCCUGCCUGUGAGGGGCUGGCGUGGGUGCAGGUUUGUGUCUUUGCCCAGCACUACAGCAUCUGAUUCAAGUAACUCACUAAUCGUGGUCUUCAGUUAAGUGUUUUAGUGCUUUGCUAGAACAAAAAACCUGCACCCACACUGGACCUUUUCGGGGACGAUUGGACACCCCUCCCGUCUUACGAUCUGUCAUCUAAUUCUUGCUUGUGUAAAUUUUAUUGGUUUGUAGGGGAGGGAGGGGGGUAGAGGGGUGCAAAACCAGCUUGUUCGACCCAGCGAAAGUGUUUAAUUUAGUUUAAUCUACGGAAGUAUUUAAUUUCGACGUUGAAUGGCUUGAGAGUGAAACGGCCUUGAAGAGUGUCAGGUUGAUGGGCAAAGAAGGGGUGCCUGACUGGUGUGGUCUGCACAGGGUUGCGUGCGUGCGUGCGUGCGUGUGCGUUACGUGUGCGUAUGCGUGACCUGAAAAUGGCAGUCCAGGUGUUUGGCCUCUGCACGGAAAGCUUUCAGGCAGCAGUGAGGUUUAACUGAGCCAGUUCUCACAGCCCAAAGCGUACUCAGCUUCGCAUUUAUGCAUCAGCUCUGGUCAGCAAUUUUUAAAAUAUCGCUGGGGCUUAUGAAAAAAAAAAAAAAACAACAAAAAAAUACAUUUCUUUUACGCUGCGGUUUCAGUAAUUUGUAACGCACAUGAGAGUUUUUUUUAUGUCCUUUUUUUUGUAAAAAUUUAAAAAGUGAAAUCUGAAAAUGAACAAAAAGGGGGGCUUACUGUUAAGUGUAAAUAUUUAAUUUGGGGUUAUCGCAUCGAUGGCAAAAGAAAAGAUUGAGGGAUAUUUAAAUGGGGAUUAGGAGUCUUCUGUUUUUGUGUUUUUGACCUUGUUUAGUUUCUUUUGUGUUUCUGUGCCUGCGUAUGGUGUGUGGGACGUGUGACUCUGGUCUGUCUACCUGCUCCGGGGGGUCAAGGGGUCAUUUCCCAGAAUGCAGUGCUUCUCUGGCCAACAGAAAGCACCCUUGCACACCAUGUUAAUCUUGUGUUUUGGUUUGAAAUAAUGUACUUUUCUUGCAACAUUGUGAAUAAAGACAUCACAAUGA
Molecule: messenger RNA, 3832 nt
Organism: Conger conger (European conger)
Lineage: Eukaryota; Metazoa; Chordata; Actinopteri; Anguilliformes; Congridae
Gene: zmpste24
Product: zinc metallopeptidase, STE24 homolog
Exons: 10
Coding region: 318-1736 (472 amino acids)
Biological process (GO): CAAX-box protein processing
Cellular component (GO): endoplasmic reticulum membrane
Molecular function (GO): metalloendopeptidase activity
Source: RefSeq, a predicted model, not a curated record